UUAUUCUUUAGUCGAGUAAGAUCUGGACCGAAGGAAACAUCUAAAAUAACGCAAGGAAGGGUUUUUGAAAGCCGGAGUGAUUUUUUUUUACCAUCUCUUACCAUCUUUGUUCAUCACUCGUUGUGUGAAACAUUUGAGAAAAAAUAAAGAAAAAAACCAUUUUUUUUUUUUUUUGAAAAUUGAAAAAAAACCUACAAUUUGAAAUAAAAUUAAUUUUUAAAAAAAUAACCAACAUACAAAAAAAAAAGAAAGGUACUGCAAAACACAAUUUCAAAGAAACUUUUUAACACAAAAGAAAAUUGAGUCUUGAAAAAGAGGGAAAAAUCGAUAAUUUAUAAGACCGACCCUUAAAACAAAAAAAAAAUCUAAAAUAAAAACAAGAGACUAUCAAUUUUUUUCUUUCUUUCUCUGUAAGAACAAAAACUAAAAAAUAUUUAAGGCAAAAAAAAAAACUUUAAAACCAUUAAUAAAAAAAAAAACAACUAGAGAAAAACAACUGAAUUUAUUUUUUCAGAAAAGGGAAAUUUAAAAAAAAAAUUUUUUUUGAAUAUUCUCUUUUUAUCCGAAUAAAUAAAUUGGAAAAUUAUUCUGAAAGAAGAAAAAAAUUACAAUUAUUAUGGCAGACUCAGAAAAGGAGCAACAACAACAAGCCCAAGGCGGUGAUCAGUCACCACAAACGGCUAAAGCACCGAAGCAAGUAAUUGCUGUUAAGGUAACUGGUACUGUUAAAUGGUUUAAUGUGAAAAGCGCCUAUGGUUUCAUUAAUCGCGACGAUACUAAAGAAGAUGUGUUCGUACAUCAGACGGCCAUUGUUAAAAAUAAUCCAAAAAAAGCUGUCCGCUCAGUUGGAGACGGUGAAGUUGUUGAAUUUGAUGUUGUCAUUGGAGAAAAAGGUAAUGAAGCAGCUAAUGUUACUGGUCCAUUUGGUGAACCAGUUAAAGGUAGUCAAUUUGCUGCUGAUAAAAGACGUUUCCGUUGGCAAAGUAAAAAUCGUCUACGUAACCAACAAAAGAAAUUAAGCGGUACAACAGGUGGCGGAAAUGGCCAAGAAGGCACUGAUGGUGAAGGUGCCCAACAGAGUGAUGGAGGCGGUCAACAACAGCAACGUCCCCAACAAAGACGUAUCCGACGCGGCCGUGGUGGCCGUGUUAAUUACUUCAGACGUCCGAGACGUCAAACAGGUGGUAAUAAUGCCGGAGGAGAGAAUCAAAACGGUGGAGAUGCUAAUGGUGGCGGAGAUUCAGCUACCGAAGGUCAAGGACAAGGACAAGGACAACAACGCCGUGGACCUCCUAAACGAUUCCGUAUUAAUUUCAGGGGUGGACCACCACGUGGAGGUAAUCGUCGUAUUAAUAAUCAAGAUGGCGAACAACAAGAUGGAAAUCAGGGUGGUGGUCAAGGUCAACAAGGAAAUGGUGGUGGUAAUGGCGGUGGCAACGGUGGUAAAGGUGCUGGCGGGCAACGUAACCGCCGCAGACGUUAUAAUCGCAAGAGGAAGAAUGGCGGUGCUAACGAACAAGGUGGUAAUAAUGAACAACAAGUUCAUAAUACUACUGGUGAAAGCAGCGCUUAAAAUAUAAAACAGCAAUAUAAAAGCAACUACAAUAUAACAACCAUUAAAAAGAGAAAGAGAGACAUUAAAAUAGCACCUUUAAUUUUCGUUCUCUUUAUUUAAUAAACAAGAAAAAAAAAUACAAUAAAAAAGAAAAAAUAAAAAAAAAAAGAAAAAAUACAAAAAAAAAAAGAAAACAAAAAACUCCGAAUAUUACCAAUUAAAAAACAAGGAUAAUUUUUGGUCGAAUGUAGAGUUAAAGAAAAUUUUUUUUAUUAUUAUUUAUAAAAAUUUAAGUUAUUGAGUCUACCAAAAACUCUACAUUUAUGAUUUUAUUUUAUUAAUUUAAGCAUGAUUACUUUUUUAAUAUAUUGAAAAACAGAAACAACCAGAAAACAAUAAGAAUAUUGAACCGAAAUAAAAUAAAAAAAGAAAAAUUUACAGAUUUUUGCAAUUUGUGCACCCCUUUAAAAA
Condylostylus longicornis is the source of this 2026-nucleotide messenger RNA. RefSeq names its product Y-box factor homolog. Gene Ontology annotation, molecular function: nucleic acid binding. The record is from RefSeq and is a predicted model, not a curated record. Gene Ontology annotation, cellular component: nucleus. Bases 617 to 1573 code for a protein of 318 amino acids. Gene Ontology annotation, biological process: regulation of gene expression. The transcript has 3 exons. NCBI's taxonomy places the organism in Eukaryota, Metazoa, Arthropoda, Insecta, Diptera, Dolichopodidae.